Molecule: messenger RNA, 594 nt
Organism: Biomphalaria glabrata
Lineage: Eukaryota; Metazoa; Mollusca; Gastropoda; Planorbidae
Product: 60S ribosomal protein L27
Exons: 5
Coding region: 146-556 (136 amino acids)
Biological process (GO): translation
Cellular component (GO): ribosome; cytosolic large ribosomal subunit
Molecular function (GO): structural constituent of ribosome
Source: RefSeq, a predicted model, not a curated record
CUGUACUACAUCUAAAAUCUAGAUCUUGAUCGUACAAGUACCAAAGGGCAUGCUUUUUGUUUUGUCGUUGUACUGACAAUUAUCUGGCAAUUGACAAAAUUCGUUCUUUUUCUAUUUCCGGUCCGAAGCCUAGCUGACAACAGCGAUGGGUAAAUUUAUGAAAUCUGGAAAGGUAGUCCUGGUUUUAGGAGGAAGAUUCGCCGGACGAAAGGCAGUUAUUGUUAAAAAUUAUGAUGAAGGCACAACAGACAAACCUUAUGGACAUGCACUGGUAGCUGGCAUUGAUAGAUACCCUAGAAAAGUAACAAGGAGUAUGAGCAAAAAGAAGAUCAAGCAAAGAUCUAAAGUGAAGUCCUUUGUCAAAGUCUACAACUUCAACCAUCUUAUGCCUACUAGGUAUUCAGUGGAUAUUAACUUUGAAAAGAAUGUUGUAAACAAAGAUAUCUUCAGGGACCCAGCACUGAAGAGAAAGGCAAGGAGAGAGGUCAAAGCCAAAUUUGAAGAGAGAUACAAGACAGGCAAAAACAAAUGGUUUUUCCAGAAAUUGCGAUUCUAAAUGUUGAAAAUAAAAUUACAAUGCUUUAAAAAAAUGAA